AUGUCUGGAGAACUAGUGACCAAUGAUGCGUUGGAAAAUUCUAACAGUUUCCGUCAGCUUCUUAACCAAGAAGCUCUUAUUCGAGUGGCUCUGGUACAAAACGUUUAUUCCUUAAUGAAAGAUAUUAUGACAUUAAAGAAUUUAAUGCUCAUGUUAGAAACAAAUUUGGAAAAAUUUAAACUUGUGACUGAAAAGACAAUUUUCCAUUUAGAAGCAGAAAUAGAAAAACUUAAAACGGAAAAUCAGCGUUUAAAGAACGAUAAUGUAGAUAAACAUAGAAAAUUAAUUCCCUGUGAUAAUGAAACAUUUCAAACAGUUAAAGACUCAAUUUCACAAAUGCAAAAAAGUUUUGAUACAAGGUUACAGAUGAUUGAAGAAAGGAAAGCGAAUGUAUCAUCUACUGCAGCUUUGGAGACGUCUUUGACAAAAGUUUCAACUGAAAUUGAAAGUAAGUAA
Molecule: messenger RNA, 456 nt
Organism: Saccostrea cuccullata (small rock oyster)
Lineage: Eukaryota; Metazoa; Mollusca; Bivalvia; Ostreida; Ostreidae
Exons: 1
Coding region: 1-456 (151 amino acids)
Source: RefSeq, a predicted model, not a curated record